Sander lucioperca (pikeperch) is the source of this 2447-nucleotide messenger RNA. It is a transcript of the gene plekho1b, whose product is annotated as pleckstrin homology domain containing, family O member 1b. Gene Ontology annotation, biological process: regulation of myoblast fusion. Lineage: Eukaryota; Metazoa; Chordata; Actinopteri; Perciformes; Percidae. Gene Ontology annotation, cellular component: muscle cell projection membrane; ruffle membrane. The transcript is spliced from 9 exons. The coding region runs from base 685 to 1803 and encodes 372 amino acids. The record is from RefSeq and is a predicted model, not a curated record.
GUGUGUGUGUGUGUGUGUGUGUGUGUGUGUGUGUGUAACCCUAACCCAGCAGUUCUAAGAGUGUUUAUGUACGAAUACUUAAUGAGAACAGGCUGAUCAGAGCAGCCCUAUGUUGUUGUUGUUGUUGUGCCUUUAAUGCAGCGUGUCAGCAGAUAAUCUGUAGACUAGCCUGCGUCUCCCAGUCUGACCCAGUCUGACCCAGUCUGACCCAGUCUGACCCAGUCUGACCCAGUUGGAUGAUCUGUGCUUAGAGGGACACUGACUUCAGAUCAGCAUGUAAACAUCUGUCAACACACAGAUCGGAUUACACUGAUCCAGAUGCCGGUGUCGGCCGGCAGGGGGCGCUGUGGGGCUGCCGAGGAGCCGCUGAGCCAGCAGGGAGUCCGGGGGAGGGCGGGGAGGAGUAACCAGACACCGCCUCUCAGAGGCUCCCGGCCGGUCAGAGCGCAGCAGAGCCCGGCCGCAGCAGCACCGAGACACCGCGGGACCAACGGCUCACCAACGGCUCCCCAACGGCUGACCAACGGCCGAGCAGCGACGGAGGCUCGGGUCCUCCAUGCGGGACUUUUACGGGACAUUUAACCCGCUUUUUCCCCUCUUCUCCCGCCGGUCUGCGGCUCUUUGUGGGGACAUAACGGAGUUACCGUGAAAGUGGGAGAAGUAACGUUUACCGUUACCGACGUCAUGAAGAAGAACAACUCCGGGAAACGGGGUCCCCAGGACGCGGGGCCGCUGCAGGCUCAGCCCGAUAAGGUCGGCUGGAUCAGGAAGUUCUGCGGGAAAGGGAUCUUCAGAGAGAUCUGGAAGAACCGCUUCCUGGUUCUCAGGGGAGACCAGCUGUUCGUCUGCGAGAAGGAGCAGAAGGAGCUGGGCCGGGCUGAUGAGCUGCUGGAUCUGUCCGACUACGAGCGCUGCGAGGAGAUCCGCAAGAACAAGAGUCGCAGCAAGAAGAACCACAGCAAGUUCAGACUGCAGCGCUGCAGCUCCCCGGGGAACACGGUUCCUAACCUGCUGUUCCUGGCGGUGAGUCCCGAGGAGAAGGAGUCCUGGAUCAACGUGCUGAACGCAGCCAUCACACGAGCCAAAAACCGGAUCCUGGACGAGGUGACGGUAGAAGACUCUCAGCUGUCUCAUCUGACUCGAGAUCGAGCGAAGAUUCCUCAGAACCGCCGGCUGCCGACGAGAGGUCACCUGCUUGCUGUGGCGUCGGCGUCGUCCUCUGACGGGACGCUGACUCUGGAUCUGAUCCAGGAAGACGAGACCGCGUCUCUGCAGGACGGCCCCGGCCCGGACUGCCCCCGCUCCAAAACGGACGGUGCUCUCUCUGCCCGGGCCGGCGCCACUGGCGCAGAGGCUUCUGGGAAGUCUCACAGCCUUCCCCGGGACGUGGCCACGGGACAAACACAGACCCCGCAGUCCGGGAAACGCCUGACAGCGGCCGAGAAAAACCGCUGCGCCUCCAUGGACGAGAUCCUGACGCACUCGGAGUCCAAAACGGCGAGGAACGGCUCGCCGCCAGCGAUCAGCACGCUACAGGAACUGAUCAGCGAGAAGCUGCGGAAGACGGAGCGGUUGCUGGCGGCGGUGCGAGGAGACGGUGAGGCCAGGAAGGCCAACGCUGCCGUCGCGGUGAGCGAUGGAGCGAGAGCUGAAGCUGAGAGACUGCUCACAGAGGCCAUGGCGGCGUGGAGCCAGGCGCAGGAAGUGCUGCAGGAAGUGACAGAGCUGAGGGCGCUUUGUCACCAGCUAGACUCCGCCUCCUCGCCGCUCAGCGCCAAACUGAACGCAGAACGCAGGAUGUGAGCCGCACGCCGCUGACAGAUGCUGGGAGAAAACCACUUUAACCUUUUUAAAUUAUUCUGGAACAUUCUGGAACUUCGUACUUUUUAAAUUCAGGUUCAGAUUUUUCGGUGGAAAACCAGAAAACUUCUCCGGUACAGAAACUGUGUGUAGCAGACAGUCAACGGUCUUUGGCGUUUUUAGCCCCCGACCUCGCCUUCCAGGCAGCGCGGCAAUGGUUACGUUCAGGGUUAGCUAGCUCACCGUGUCCACGUUGGGACAGCACUCGCUGCUAUUGGCCAUGUUCGGACACUUCCGACCUGACGCACUUUCCGGUCUUUUCGCAGUACUUUACGUUUCUGAUCAUCACAAAAAAAAUGUAGCAGAAUUGAUCUAUACCCAUCUAACAAUCUACGUAUGAAUUUUCCUAUGUGUACACGGACAUUUAGAUGUCUAAUUAGUAUAUGAAAGUUACUUUGAUGAGGAAAAGAAGUAAGAACGCUUGGCGACUACAAUCUUUUCCUCUAAAAAGUUAAUAUUUUUACUGGAAAUUAAGGAGCUUUUACUGCAUAGUUCAGAGUUGUUGAAGCAUGUCAUUUUAUUGUGAAGGACGGAAGUACGAUCCCGUAGUUCUGACAGCAUUGAUGGGACUUAAUACCCCCAAAAAA